AUGGUGGAGACCGUAGCGGACACCCGGCGGCAGAUCACCAAGCCACAGAACCUGAAUGAUGCCUACGGGCCGCCCAGCAACUUCCUCGAGAUCGAUGUGAGCUACCUGCAGACCAUGGGGGUCGGCUGGGGCCGGUUCACCAUCUACGAGAUCAGGGUCAAGACAAAUCUUCCUAUCUUCAAGCUGAAGGAAUCUACUGUUAGAAGAAGAUACAGUGACUUUGAGUGGCUUCCAAGUGAAUUAGAAAGAGAGAGCAAAGGUCGCUGGUCAUUCUCUGGCCCAGAAUGAACAUUGUCUAAACAUUUUUUUACAGGAUGAAAUAAUAGAUAAAAGCUAUACUCCAUCUAAAAUAAGACAUGCCUGAGUUUGGAAAGAAGAGGCAAAACAAGACCAUUAAUGAUUGCUCCACACCAAUGAAGAAGCUGUAACUCACUUAGCAUGCUGCACGGGCGCUGUUCUAACACUCCCUGGGUGUUCUAACACU
This is a messenger RNA of Chionomys nivalis (European snow vole), 484 nucleotides long. Its product is annotated as sorting nexin-3-like. Lineage: Eukaryota; Metazoa; Chordata; Mammalia; Rodentia; Cricetidae. The coding region runs from base 1 to 288 and encodes 95 amino acids. Gene Ontology annotation, biological process: late endosome to Golgi transport; endocytic recycling. The record is from RefSeq and is a predicted model, not a curated record. Gene Ontology annotation, molecular function: phosphatidylinositol-3-phosphate binding. Gene Ontology annotation, cellular component: early endosome membrane; retromer complex. The transcript is spliced from 2 exons.